This is a messenger RNA of Neohortaea acidophila, 420 nucleotides long. Its product is annotated as ubiquitin-conjugating enzyme/RWD-like protein. The record is from RefSeq and is a predicted model, not a curated record. Gene Ontology annotation, biological process: protein K63-linked ubiquitination; DNA damage tolerance. NCBI's taxonomy places the organism in Eukaryota, Fungi, Ascomycota, Dothideomycetes, Mycosphaerellales, Teratosphaeriaceae. Bases 1 to 420 code for a protein of 139 amino acids. Gene Ontology annotation, cellular component: nucleus. The transcript is spliced from 4 exons.
AUGGGCGCGAAAGUCCCGCGCAACUUUCGCUUGCUGGAAGAGUUGGAGAAGGGAGAAAAGGGCCUGGGCGCUGAGGCAUGUUCGUACGGACUAGACGAAGGCGAUGACCUGCUCAUGACGAAUUGGAACGGCACAAUCCUCGGGCCACCGCAUAGCGUGCACGAGAACCGCAUCUACUCCCUCAAAAUCCACUGUGGCCCCAACUACCCCGACGUCCCGCCGGAAGUGACGCUGGUGAGCAAAGUGAAUCUCCCCUGCGUGGAUCAGCGGAACGGGAAGGUCGACCUGUCGAAACUCCCGAGUAUAAGCACGUGGAAGCGCGACUUCACCAUGGAGACCAUCCUCAUCGAGCUGCGGCGCUUCAUGGCGGCGCCGCAGAACAAGAAACUCCCCCAGCCGGCUGAGGGCACGAACUUCUAG